Molecule: messenger RNA, 1648 nt
Organism: Gadus macrocephalus (Pacific cod)
Lineage: Eukaryota; Metazoa; Chordata; Actinopteri; Gadiformes; Gadidae
Product: transcription termination factor 1b, mitochondrial
Exons: 2
Coding region: 171-1391 (406 amino acids)
Biological process (GO): regulation of DNA-templated transcription; termination of mitochondrial transcription
Cellular component (GO): mitochondrial matrix
Molecular function (GO): double-stranded DNA binding
Source: RefSeq, a predicted model, not a curated record
CAAUUAGGUCCGACGAGAAAUAAACUACGGUCCUGCAGUGUACGGUUUGAGGUUAUAACUACGCAGGUUGAUCCGCACUUUGUUAUUGAUGACGUACAAUAUUUGCCGAAGGACUUACCUUGAUAACAUGUUCACAAACUAAUGUGCCACAGACAUUGCCUAACAAAAAAAUGACAUUAGUAUCCAUAACCAGAGCUCUUUUGAGCCUAGACCGAGCAGUGGCGCUGCGUUGCAGUUCAUCGCUCCUUCCCGUCCCGAGGACAGCCCCCUGGCUCCCGCGGGGGCUUUGCACCGCCACGCCCACCCCAGACGGCGACCACCUCCACGGCAAGCAGAAGACUUCGGCUGGCUCCGAAAACGUGUCUCUGCUGGAGAACCUGAGCCUGCUGGGCGUGGACCUGAAGAAGGCUCGCCAGCGCCAGCCGGGCGUGCUGCGCAAGCUGCUGACCAACGAGCAGGGCGUGGCCGGCUUCCUGCAGGCCAAGGGCGCCAGCCGCCAGGUGAUCGCCGGCAUCAUCUCGCGGUACCCCCGGGCCAUCACGCGCUCCCUGGACCACCUGGAGCAGCGCUGGGCGCUUUGGCGCCGCGUGUUCGCCAGCGACUCGGAGGUGGUGGACAUCCUGCACCGCUCGCCCGAGUCGUUCUUCCGCUCCAGCGACAACGAGAACCUGGAGAAGAACAUCGUCUUCCUGUCCUCGCUGGGCUUCGACGCCAAGGCGCUGCACCGGCUGCUGACCACGGCGCCGCGCACCUUCUCCAACAGCGCCGAGCUCAACCGGCAGAUGGUGGAGCUGCUGGAGGACGUGGGCUCGGAGCUGGGCCUGACGCACCGCUCGGAGCCCACGCCCGAGGGCUUCGCCAAGGCGGUGAUCAGCAGGAACGUGUACGUGCUGAUCCGCAGCACCAAGCGGGUGCGGAGGAACGUGGAGGUGCUGCGGGCGUCCCUGCGGCUGGACGACGCCGAGCUGCUGGCCCUGCUGCAGGGACCCGGCGCGGAGAUCCUGGACCUGUCCAACGAGUACCUCGGCAAGAACUUCAGGAGCCUCCGGGAGAAGAUGGCGUCGCUGGGCUGCGGGCGGGCCGACGUGAAGCGGCUGGUGGUGGCCUACCCCAUGGUGCUGUACAUCAGCUCGGAGAACCUGAGCGGCAAGCUGGACGCCCUGCUGAGGGGCGGGGUCAGCAUACAGCAGGUGGUGGACAAGCCCAAGGUGCUGGACUACAGCACGCAGAACAUCGCGGGGCGCAUCGAGGAGCUGCAGAGGGUGGGCUACGAGUUCCAGAGGCACGGCAUCGCCAUCCUGGACACGAGUCGCAAGAGGUUCGACGCAAAGAUGCUGAAGCUCAGUGCUGCGCUGCCGCCGUCGGCGCCGCCACAGGAAGGGGGAGGAUGAUCUGUGAGCUGCAGGGAGAAUGUUAUUGUUAUUAUGACUGAAGGAUGGAUGUUUGUUGAGUUUUAUUGUUCAGCAGGUUUUAAAAUGUGAAUUUUGAUGCGCACUACUUCUCCAAAUUGUUGUGUUAUUUUCUCUGAAUGUUUCCGAGAUAUUUUCUAUAGAUUGUAUAAUCUGCUUUCAACAUAAAAUAUGAAAUAAUGGACUUUUUGAAAUGUUAUUUUAGUUGAUCAAAGACCAUAAAAAGAUGCUGAACACCA